AUGAGAGCAUGGAAUUCUAGAAGUGUCAAGAAAGAGGAAAAAGAACUGGUAGAAAAAAUAAAAAGUCAUAAAAUAGACAUAUUAGGUAUUACAGAAACAAAAACAAAGAAAAAGGAUGAAGCAGAUUCAAAAAGGAUACUAGACGUUUUGAUCACCUUAAUCAUCAAAGUAAGAAUAAAAUCAGCUUGGAACAGAGUAAGAAAUACAGAUGUCAAAGAACAAUGCGGGAUACAAGACAUUGUGAUAUGGGGAAGACAGCGUAAGAGGCAGUGGUACAACCAUGUAAGACGGAUGGACGAGAACAGACUUCCGAGAAUAGUCCUAGAAAACAACCCGCCCGGCUCAAGGCCUCCCGGGAGACCACCUAAAAGGUGGAAAUAUAGUUGGCAAUCCACCUCUCAGGAAAAGAUGCAGAGGCAGCUUCAGAAUUAA
Messenger RNA from Diorhabda sublineata, 432 nucleotides. RefSeq lists its product as uncharacterized. The transcript is spliced from 2 exons. The record is from RefSeq and is a predicted model, not a curated record. Bases 1 to 432 code for a protein of 143 amino acids. NCBI's taxonomy places the organism in Eukaryota, Metazoa, Arthropoda, Insecta, Coleoptera, Chrysomelidae.